UGAGAGAGGAGUUAGUCGCUGCAUCGUCUUAGUUGCAUAAUGUGGAAACACCUCAGGUGAAGGAGACUUCCCACCACGGACAGACCCGAGACGACAUCGAGAACAAGCUGGAUUAAUUUAUUUGAAGAGGCGUCAGCUAUGACUACAUUUCAAAAUCAAAGUGUUUCUGAGCAUCUCCAUGGAUUCAUUAUUUCAAAGGUUUCUCUCGGCUAGAGGAACCACAUCCGGCCCACAGCCCGGCGGUGAUGCUGGCCAUGCAGCGCUCCAACUCCUCGGGCAUCAUUGCCUCCUUUUCCCUCUCCAACCACACCGCCAUGGUGCAGGAGCCGGAGGUGGAGGCCGUAGUGGCUCGUAACGCCACCCGUUCGCCCAGCAACCCCACGCCGGCGGGCCUCACCAUGACUCUGGGCAUCCUGUUCAACGUGGUGGCCCUCAUCAUCCUCGCCAAGGCUUACAAUCGCUUCCGGCGGCGGUCCAAGGCCACUUUUCUGCUCUUCGCCAGCUCCCUGGUGGCCACGGAUCUGGCUGGACAUGUGAUCCCCGGUGCUCUGGUGCUGAGCAGAUACUCAACAAACACCACACCCGACCCCAUCUCCAGCUUUCGGGCAGAUUCUGCAGAUCCCGACGCCUCGUGUCUGUUUCUGGGAGGAUGCAUGGUGUUCUUCGGCCUGUGCCCGCUCUUUCUGGGCUGUGCCAUGGCCGCCGAGCGCUGCAUGGGCGUCACCAGGCCUUUGCUGCACGCCCGCCUGGUGACCACAGCACGGACUAAGAUGGCCCUGACCCUGAUCUGGCUCCUGGCUUUAUGUGUGGCCGUUCUGCCCUUCUUCAACCUGGGGGCCUACACCAACCAGUACCCGGGGACGUGGUGCUUUAUCAGGGUGAUGGAGGGCACGACGGCCACAGAUCUGGCCUUCGUGACGCUGUUCACUGGACUGGCUUUGAGCUCUCUGGGCCUGGCCUUCGUGUGCAACACCAUCAGUGGGAUCACGUUAGUGAGAGCUCGGCUAAAGAAGAGGUCGUGCUCCCAGCGCUGCUCGGCCAGGUCUCACGACACCGAGAUGGUGGUCCAGCUGGUCGGCAUCAUGAUCACCUCCUGCAUCUGCUGGAGCCCUCUGCUGAUCUUUGGACUGACGUCGGCCAUGCGCUCCUACAACGGCUCCCUCCACAGUGACUUAGACACUUACAGAGGCCUCAUGGUGACGGGGGUCCGAAUGGCCACCUGUAACCAGAUCCUGGACCCGUGGGUCUACAUCCUGCUGCGACGCGCCAUCCUCAGAAAAAUCUACCGCAUCACUAAAAAGCAGGCCAGCUUCAAGGGGAGCACGUUCCGCUCCGUCCGCUGGGACGUCAGCCCCUUUCAGAACUCUGAGAAAAACUCUGUUAAUAAGAUUUAAGGAAAGAAGGGAAGACUGGAUACGUGGCAUGAGUCUCUUUUUGAGGGAUGAUCUUUCACCUGUCAGUGCUGAAUGCAGCUUUCAAUCAUCUGGAUGUGAAUUCAGUAUUAAAAAGCCUUUCUGUCUUGACUGAUGGGAAUACGAGACACCCGGUUUCUGUAAAUGAAGUAUUAUGAGAGUGGAUCCAAUGUUCCAGAUCUGAAAUAUCAAGCUGAGGAUGACCUCUGAGGUGGUUCGACGGAGUGCAUGAGCCAAUGUGACACUAAGAAAGUGGACUCAUCCUAAACUGCUACUAGCGUACAUGAGAGUGCAAUGACAGUCUGUCCUCUGUGAGAGCAGAUGUAAAUAAAAACGAUUUUGUCAGUCGGACUACGAUGUGUUAACCUCCUGACAAAGCGGAGACUCCAUCUCGUCUUAAAGCAAACAUCUCAGCUCGAAAGCUUUGUCUUUAAAUGCUCUGUUCUCACACAAUGUAAAAGUCAAUGACUUGUGUAAAUGCUCACCUGAGCACAAAAAGAAAAAGGCUGUGCUUUUACCUCAGCAUGAAGAUGUGAAAAACGCUGUGUGUGUGUGUGUGUGUGUGUGUGUGUGUGUGUGUGUGUGUGUGUGUGUGUGUGUGUCCAGCGUGGCGCUACGACAUGAAUGUGAGUCUUUAUUGCGUGUUAGUGAAUGUAUCUACAGUGUAUGUAUCCUCCCCGAGUGUCUGGGGACCGAAGUGAAGCUACGUGUCGCAAAAGCUAACUCAAUGUGAUGUUGUUGAGAAAAAGGGAAUGUAGGAUUAUAGAAUAAAUGGCUGUCGAUGAA
This is a messenger RNA of Stegastes partitus (bicolor damselfish), 2198 nucleotides long. Its product is annotated as prostaglandin E2 receptor EP1 subtype-like. The record is from RefSeq and is a predicted model, not a curated record. Gene Ontology annotation, cellular component: plasma membrane. NCBI's taxonomy places the organism in Eukaryota, Metazoa, Chordata, Actinopteri, Pomacentridae. Gene Ontology annotation, biological process: positive regulation of cytosolic calcium ion concentration; adenylate cyclase-activating G protein-coupled receptor signaling pathway; inflammatory response. The transcript has 3 exons. Gene Ontology annotation, molecular function: thromboxane receptor activity; prostaglandin E receptor activity. Bases 246 to 1394 code for a protein of 382 amino acids.